Chrysemys picta bellii (western painted turtle) is the source of this 2710-nucleotide messenger RNA. NCBI's taxonomy places the organism in Eukaryota, Metazoa, Chordata, Testudines, Emydidae. The record is from RefSeq and is a predicted model, not a curated record.
UGCCCCUUUAACACUGGCUCUGCCCGGCCCCUGUCAGCAGAGAAGGCAGAGCCUGAGCUGGGAGAAUUUGCAGCUGCUGCUGAGGGUCUGUGCUGGGUGGCCAGGAGGGAGGAGGAGGCACAAAGGGCCAGGAGCCAGGCUGCUUCCCCCUUGCACAGCAGGGGCUGGGCUGAGAUGGCUGAGGAGCCAUCCAGCACCCUGGCUGUCGUCAGAAGGAGCAGGAGAGUGAGGAAGACAAGAAACUUUUCUCCUGAAGUGGAAAUUGUGGCGAAGGGGAGAAAAGUGAGCAGGGGGGAUCGCACAGCCAGGCCAGGGCAGACAAGGCGGGUUAAAGGAGCAGCUGGCUUGGAUUCUGGGAAAGGCCGCGGAUUCUGCUGCGACCUCUGCAGCUCUCCUUACCUUGUCGACCCCAGCCGCAGAGGCAACCAGCUAAAGACCUCUAGCUCUCUGCCUUCUCCACGCCACAAACAGGAUCCCAGGACAGGCCAGGUGCUGACGCUCUGCAACGCAUGUGGUCUGGCACUCGCCAGGCCUCGGAGCACUCCGAACCCCGCGAAGGAUCCUGGGCCGGAUGAGAGGAAGCGGCAUGAAGAGCAGCUGCAGGCGUUUGGACGGGCCAUGGUGGAGCUGCUCGGGGACCAGGAUGGGAGCAAGCUCUGCUGUCCUGCCUACACCAGGAAACCCUGCCUCUGUCUCCAGAAUUAUCUCAAAGCCCCAGGGCUGGGUGAGAGCGAGAGCCGGACACGAGCCCUCGAGUUCUUGAGGUUGCUGCAGGAAUCCAAGCGACUGAAAGCCGUGAAGUUCUGCAGCGCCGGGGACAGCCAGCAAGCCCGGGAGCCCAGGAGGAGGCAAGCCGUCGGGCUGGUGAGCGGCCAGCGGAGAUCUCGAGCCUUCGAGGACUUUGUCCUGAAGAACCGGAGGGUGUUGCGUGAAGAGCUGAAACUAUGCGAGAGAGCCACGCAAAGGAUUCUGGGAUACUCCAACAACUUCCUGCAUAAAAAGCUCAAAACAAGCAGCCAAAAGCCUGCCAGAGUUGAGCGGAAGAAGGGGAAAGGGGCUCUGGGGCUCCUCAAGCCCAUUGCAGAACUCGGCGAAGAGAAGUGCUGCGCGGCCAACUGCACUGCAAUGGCCCACACCUACGGCCGGUUGCUGCAGCACUGGAGGGAUCGAGCAUUAAUGGGCCAGUCGGAGGCUCGCCGAGUCCUAGCCGAAAUGCUAACGCCCUCAGGGGGCUGUAGGUGUAACUGUUACCGCUUCAUAUCCUGGGUGACUGGCUCCAGCCCGAGCACCAUUAGCAAGGUUAACGAGCAGAUGAAGAGGACGGGGGGAGAUAGGGAGCCCCCUCCCCACAGACUCAAGCAGUGGAGGAAGACUGAGCAGCAGCAUCUGCGGGGCCUUGGCUACACUAGGGAUCCAGCCCACCCUGCGCAGCCUUCAACCCCUGGUCCAGUCUCCGGCUCUCUCUCAGCUUCUUGGUCCGGACUCCGGGCUCCGUCCAGCCCGUCAGCAGAUGCAGGGAGCGGAGGAGAUCUGGAAAGGCCAAGAGCUGCAGCCUCCUUUGAUCCUGAUGGGGGCAAACAAAGGGGCUGUUCCAGGCUCCAUUAACUCUGGGGGCCGGUUUCUUGGUGGCUGCGUUGCAGGUGCUGUGAGGGGCCCGCUGCCCAGCGCAGAACAGAGACUCCCGUCCCAGCUGGCAGGAGGCGAUGAGACCCGACAGCCGCUUGCCCUCCCCAGCAGCCGCCUCCCUCCUCGUUAGCAGCACACGUGGCUGCCCCAGCGCUCCCGGGGGCUGGAGCGUGGGUCUCAGAAGGCAGUUUGCCAGCUCAGCUAUCGGGGCUGCUCUCAGCUCCCCAGGCGAACGCCGCCUGCUUCAUCGUGAAAGCUGAAGGACAGCCCGUGAGUGGGGAGGCUAAGGUCACUGUUCACCUCGGCUGGCCAAUGACUUUGUGCUGCCCUGGGUAGGGCUAAGGCCGUCCAGCCCUGACCUCACUGGCUCCCAGCUAUGCAGGAGUGCUCUGGUUAGUGAUACGGUAUCGCCGCCAGCAAGCAAAUCCAGAGCGUCUGGCCCAAGGAGGGGUGUGUCCAAGGGCUAGUGUGAGAAGGCAGCUGUGACGAGUCCAACAGCCCUGCUGGUCCUGGGAAUCUGUGGCCACCCUUGCAAUCCCUGCAGCAAAGCUGGUCCUUGGAGCAUCAGCCCCAGGGCAUCCGCAUUCUAACUGGUGCGGCUCUUGCCUUGUGAAACGGAGACCGGCUGGGUGCACGCCCGGGGCCCUGGAGCUGGAGUGUGUGAAAGCAGGUCAGUGUAUGCCCCAGUAAGGUCUAAGCAGCCCCUGAACCUUUGUAAGUGGACAGCACUGCCCUGGGCAGGGGACUUGGCUCCUCAUUCCAGGUCCCCUACGGUAGGACUGACUUGCCCUGGGAGAGAGAGGCCUCCUAGGCUUUGGAACUCUGUCCCAUCGCAGCUUCCCUGUGCCUGCCCUGUAGGAAAGACAGGCCCGACUGGGUCCUGUCUCUAACCCAUUGCUUGACCUGUCAUCGCUGGCUGGGAGAGCCAGUUCCUGUUCCCCAAGAGUCCUGCAGCAGGGGCUGGCAGGCAGUGCAAACAGAGACCCAGCAGCUGGGAAGCUCGUAAGCACCUGCUUAAACUUUAGCCUGUGCACUUUCCCCAGGCACGGCUUUGCUUGCACUGCUGCUGGAGUUCUCCUGAAAA